AUCCUCCCAGGCACGAGUGACCACAGAGCUGAACAGAGACCCACUGCUGGCUCAGGAGGGCAGGGACCUUGGUGCCUAUUUGUUUGUAUUUCCUCUUUGGGGAUUCCAGCUGUUUUGCAGGUGUUUCUGAUGCUCUGCAUCUCUCUGAGCCGUGUCCCAUCACUGACUAUCCAGCCGGUAAUCAAGAGAUGGUGUGUUUUUCCUGAACAACCUGUUCAACAGGUAUCAGUGUGGACGGAGCCCUAGCUACCGACAGGAUGCUUUCGCACAGUGGUGGCAGCUGUAUGAAGACACAUGGAGGUUGCAUUAAAGUAAAACUUGGCUGCUGUGAAUAGAGCUUGUUAACAUGAAACUCAGUGGAGUUGUCUGCAUCCAGGAGCGCUAUGGAGCAAUUUUCAACAUGGAGGAGAAAUUGUUAUAUGUGUCUGGUAAUAGAAGACAGUAUUUCACUGACAGAAAACUUACACUGAGUGGGGUAGCAACACCCUGGCGCCAAACCUCUAACUCCAAAGUGAAUGGAAAUGCUGGAGCACUGAGUGAAAAAAGAAUGAGAGCAGUGGUGACAGGAGGCGGAGGCUAUUUUGGAUACAAGCUGGGAUGUGCUCUUGCCAAUGCAGGAGCUUCUGUUGUUCUGUAUGACAUACACAAGCCUAUCUGGGAAAUUCCCAAUGGAGUAGUGUGUAUCCAGGCAGAUGUAAGGGAUUACGAUGCCAUAUUUGCAGCCUUUGAAGGGGCUGACUGUGUGUUUCAUGUAGCUUCAUAUGGAAUGUCAGGAAGAGAGCAAUUGCAUAGAGAAGAGAUUGAAACUGUAAACAUUCGUGGAACAAGAUUCAUUAUUGAUGCCUGCAAACAAAGGAACAUCGCUAGAUUGAUAUACACCAGUACAGUAAAUGUGGUGUUUGGAGGGCUUCCUAUUGAAGAUGGUGAUGAGGAAACUGUGCCAUAUUUUCCAAUUGAAAAGCAUGUUGAUCAUUACUCCAGAACCAAAUCAAUUGCAGAACAAAUGGUACUAGCAGCUAAUGGAACUCCACUAGCAGGAGGUGGAAUACUUUAUACGUGUGUUCUUCGCCCACCAGGAAUCUAUGGACCACAAGAGCAAAGACACUUGCCAAGGCUAGCAAAGAAUAUUGAGAGAGGGCUACUUAGCUUCAAGUUUGGAGAUCCUUCUGCUAAAAUGAACUGGGUGCAUGCAGAGAAUCUUGUACAAGCUCAAAUCCUAGCUGCUGAAGCUCUCACCCCUGAAAAGAACUACAUAGCUAGUGGCCAGGUGUAUUUCAUUAACGAUGGCGAAAAAUUCAACCUUUUUGAAUGGUUAACUCCACUUUUUGAAAGAUUAGGUUGCAGUAAACCACGGAUACGUAUUCCUACUUCCUUAGUUUAUGCUUCAGCCAUGAUAAUGGAAUAUCUUCAUCUGAUGCUGAAGCCAUUUGUUGAACUGUCCCCACUGCUGACCAGAAAUGAGGUACAGAACAUUUCUAUAACUCAUACAUUUCGAAUAGACAAGGCACGGAGUCAGCUGGGGUACAGCCCAGAGAAGUUUGCAUUUGCUGAUUCCGUGGACCAUUACAUUAAAACAAGACCAGAAGCCCAGAAUCAUCACAUCUUCCUGAAAGUGUUGCUUUCUUUAAUUGUUAGUUUAAGUUUGAUCUUUCUUUCUUUGAGUUUUGAUGGCCUCUCAGUUUUGCAUUUUUUUAAAGAAGCACAACAUUGACUUAUAUAAACUGCACGUAUUCAGUCACAGUACUGCUACCUGGAUCAUUCUAAUCUCCACAAUAGUUACUGGCCCCAAUGCAAUAAACAGGCAGUUAUUUUUAGAUUUAAAAAACAAUAUCGUAACAUAUCAGCAGCUGUACUUGAGAAAUACAGUAAACAAGUACAGCCAAAUCACUGAAACACAUUGGAGUCGAGAUUGUUGCAUCUGUUUAUUUCACACCGAAAAAACAACUUUCCAAACUGAUUGCUGAAGUAAAAGAGAACCUGCAGAAGAACAAGAGCUACAAUCAGCCUGCAGUGCUUCACUGGUGAAGAAAAAAGGCUAAAAUAAGAAGGAUUGACCACAGCUGCUGCCAUGGCUCACUACCUUGGGGAACUGAGGAACAAGCAAAGGGAGGGACAGAACCAAUUACUGUAAAUAACAUAUACCAGCCCUACAGAGAGAGUUCACACCAUGUGAACUUCUUUUGUGAAUUAGCUGUAUCACUGCAUAUGGGGGAAAAUAAAAGCAUCCUUGAAACUUCGCUGCAGUCAGUCCUGUGUCUCUGUGCACACUGUUCCAGAACCGCUCCCUGCUCUACCCCUGGGGUGCAGAGCCAUCUGUAUCAGCAAGCACCUAGCACCAGUUUGGAGGCCUACGGGGUACAUGCAGGUAUGGUUUUUCAUGAGUCAAACCUGUGUAUUUUAGUUAAAUUGGAAGAUACUAAGUUACAUUAAAGUGCAUUUAUGUCACAGUAGAGGAAUCUGCCACUAUGGGUUGCACUGAUCUUUGUACUGCUUCGUUUACCUCCUGUAGUC
Molecule: messenger RNA, 2511 nt
Organism: Harpia harpyja (harpy eagle)
Lineage: Eukaryota; Metazoa; Chordata; Aves; Accipitriformes; Accipitridae
Product: putative short-chain dehydrogenase/reductase family 42E member 2
Exons: 12
Coding region: 347-1711 (454 amino acids)
Biological process (GO): steroid biosynthetic process
Molecular function (GO): 3-beta-hydroxy-Delta5-steroid dehydrogenase (NAD+) activity
Source: RefSeq, a predicted model, not a curated record